Melitaea cinxia (Glanville fritillary) is the source of this 2178-nucleotide messenger RNA. RefSeq names its product circadian locomoter output cycles protein kaput (gene Clk). Gene Ontology annotation, molecular function: DNA-binding transcription factor activity, RNA polymerase II-specific; RNA polymerase II cis-regulatory region sequence-specific DNA binding; protein dimerization activity. Gene Ontology annotation, biological process: regulation of transcription by RNA polymerase II; circadian regulation of gene expression. The transcript is spliced from 13 exons. Lineage: Eukaryota; Metazoa; Arthropoda; Insecta; Lepidoptera; Nymphalidae. Gene Ontology annotation, cellular component: nucleus; CLOCK-BMAL transcription complex; cytoplasm. The record is from RefSeq and is a predicted model, not a curated record. Bases 1 to 1872 code for a protein of 623 amino acids.
AUGGACGACGACGGCGAUGACAAAGAUGACACCAAAAGGAGGACAAGAAACCUGAGUGAAAAGAAGAGGCGAGACCAGUUCAACAUGCUUGUUAAUGAACUUGGCUCAAUGGUUUCUACUAACAAUAGAAAGAUGGACAAAUCUACUAUUCUUAAAUCAACAAUUUCUUUUUUAAAGAAUCACAAUGAAAUAACUGUCCGUUCGAGAGCUCACGAUGUGCAAGAAGACUGGAAACCUGUAUUUUUGUCCAAUGAAGAAUUUACUUAUUUAGUUCUGGAAGCAUUGGAAGGAUUUGUUAUGGUGUUUUCAGCUACUGGUCAAAUUUACUAUGUUUCAGAAAGUAUAAUGUCUUUAUUAGGACACAAUCCAAGUAACAUAGUAAACAAAAGUAUAUUUGAUUUAGUAUUUGAGGAUGAUCGUCCUAACUUGUACGGCUUACUACAGAAUCCUGUUCCCGUAAUACAUCCUUCUCAAACAGUAACAUCAGAGAAUGAAAUAAGAUUUCAGUGCCAUUUACAAAGAGGUACAUUGGACUUUCGAGAUGAGACUACGUAUGAACUCGUCCAGUUCAACGGACACUUCCGUACAUAUAUGGAACAAAACGAAGGUCCUAACGUUCUGUAUCAACAAAAUCAGGACUCGAGGUUACUGUUCGUCUGUACUGGAAAACUUUGCACACCGCAAUUGCUUCGCGACGUGUCUCUCGUGGACUCAAAUCGAAGCGAGUUCACAUCUCGUCAUAGUUUGGAAUGGAAAUUCCUUUUUCUGGAUCAUCGUGCACCGCCUAUCAUUGGCUACUUGCCGUUCGAAGUGCUCGGCACUUCAGGAUACGACUACUACCAUUUUGACGAUUUGGAGAAAGUCGUGACGUGCCAUGAAGCUCUAAUGCAAAAAGGCGAGCUGACGUCAUGCUACUAUAGGUUUUUAACCAAAGGCCAGCAAUGGAUCUGGUUACAGACCCGCUUCUAUAUAACUUACCAUCAAUGGAACUCCAAGCCAGAGUUUGUGGUUUGCACACAUCGCGUCCUAAGUUAUGCAGACAUAGACAAAAGCACAAAACAAGAAACCACGGAAGCUGACACGUUGGGAGAAUCGGCUCAUAACAGAAGUGAAUUGAAAGAGACAUCAUCAGAAGAUGCCAUGAUGGCUAUGUCACCAUCCUAUAUGUCUGAGGCCAGCGAUGCUUUUGGGAAUUCCUACCACUCCGUGUCACAGCCGGCGUCGGUGAAGUCAGCGGCGACGUCGGCGGGCAGCGCUUGCGCCACGGUCGCUACUAUUGGUACGGCGACCUCGGCGACCGCAUCGUGGCACACCCGCGCCUCGCAAGUACGCUAUGCCACCGGCUCCGACACCGCAUCCGUAUCCGGAGAUUCGAGGUCAUUCCAACGUCAUAAUUCACAGGAGACGCAGCGCUUGUCCGAGCCGGCGGUGGUGCCUCAGCAUGGCAUCGGAGCGCAGUAUCUCGAGCCGAUGCCGUACGUCACGGCUGUCGGGGUGCCCGGCGUUCUUUCCUUACAUCCGCUUCCGGUCAGCGUUAGCCCAGACCAAGCUCAGCUUCAGGAGCAGUUGCAGCGAACGCACCGCGAGUUACAGCAGAUGAUAGUGCGCCAGCAGGAGGAGCUGCGGCAGGUGAAGGAGCAGCUUUUGCUGGCGAGGCUCGGUAUUUUCCAACCGAUCCUUAACGUUCAAGACCCGUACGCACAUACCGAGGAGAUACAACAAAACCAGCGACUACCGGCACAGAUCCAGUACGAAGGGACAUCAGAGAGACCCGUGGCUGCGUAUCCUCCCCGCCCCUCUCCCUCCGCGGGUCACCCCUUGCACCAGAACCAGAACCAGAAUCAACACCAUCACAUGCCACCUCAGCAGUAAGUCAUGAACUUACGACGAUUUCCCUUAACCCGGAUCUCAUAUAAAAUACUUCCUACUUAGCACAAAUAUAAAAAUGAUAUGUAUUUUCAACGUUAUUUACCAUUUCCGCCGUAAUGGCCGUAAUAUUCUACUUUAAAAAUAGAAUAAUUCUUAUUGUUGUUGUGAUUGUUUCGAUAUAUGGUGUUGUAAAGAAAAUGUGUAACAUAUUUACUGUCACUCCUUAGUCCGUUGUCUAACUAUCGGUGUUUAUUGUAAUAUAUAUUUUUUUCCAUUUUUCUUAUAAUUAUAUUAAUUAUUAAUGUUAAA